Messenger RNA from Bactrocera dorsalis (oriental fruit fly), 3881 nucleotides. RefSeq lists its product as uncharacterized. The record is from RefSeq and is a predicted model, not a curated record. NCBI's taxonomy places the organism in Eukaryota, Metazoa, Arthropoda, Insecta, Diptera, Tephritidae.
CCAAAAGUGAAGAAAUUAAAUCAACCGCAGAUAACUUAAAGUUUAAGCGAAAUGCAUUCUGUGGGUAUCCAUUCGGCUAUGGCAAUAAAACGCCAACGUAAACGACGUGAUGAACAGAAACGUGCGCGAGAAAGACGUUACAGUACGCAGAGUUCCGAAAGUGGAGAAACAUUUCAUUCGCCAAGUGGUUCCUUUCGACGUAAAUUUCAUCAUGCACAUAGCGUUGCUAAGCCUGGACCAGGCAUGUUGGACAGCCAGGUUGUCACCAGCAUCGGUAUGCUGCACAUUGGUAUCGUAUUUAUAGUAUUUGGUGUAUUCUUAUGCGGUGCUGGUAUUAUACCAGAUGAAACUAUGUCCUGGAAUGUGUUCAGUAGCAGCUCGGCAUGGUGGAAUGAAGUUACUUGCACUGGGCUUUUCUCGCUUGGAUUGGGACUAUUUUUACUUGUACUGAAUUGCUUGAUUAGCCGCAAGGAAGAAGAAGAUCUCGAAGAUUAUGUGCAACGACAACUAACUAGAUCACGAUCUGGUCAUCGUCUGGAACGUGAUGUCGAAACUGGUGUGCUAACUACACGCCACGCACGGAAAGCAGUAGCUUUACAAAAGAACAUGCGCAAUGGAACUGCCACGGACGUAGCACUUGUGAACAGCGCAUCGGCGGAAGAAGUAGCAAAUGGUCCGUUAUCAGGGCGUAACUGUUUAGCCAACACCGGUGAUAUAGUGCUCGAGAAAAUCGUGGAGGAAGAUAAUACGUAUAUUAAUGAUCGUAGCGCUGGCAUAUCUCCGAUAGAUAUUGAGAACGAUACCAAGCAAUUGCUGAGAAGAGAAUCAUUAAAUGAAACAAUCAAUAUAACACGAAUAUAAAACGUAAUGAUGCAUCUACACUUUAAUACUUGUAAACAAAAAUAUGGAAUAUUUUACUAUUUAUUAUAAAGACUUUUAUUUAAACUUAAGCCUUUAAACUAUAAGUGAAGUAUUUAAAUUAAAAAAAAAAAAUACAAAAUAUAUGUAUUUAAAAUAGUUUAACAAAAAUCCCAUGUGACCAUAUUUUUUAACAAAUGUCUUUUAUAAGUAUUUUCGUAUUUGCAUGUAUACUUAAUUAAUAUGUAAAACUUAAACCAUAAGAAAUAUACACACAAAAAUAUGAGUAUCGAUUUGUCGUGCAUAUGCCUAAACAAAUAAUGGUUUAAUUUACUUUAAUUAUAAUGAAUAGCAGUAUAGUAGAUUAUACAUUCACACUUCUAUAUAUUAAACCAAAAAGAACUUCUCGAACAACUUUAAAUUAUGUACUAAAGGAAUACACACACUGCACUUUGAAAUUCAUAUGACUUUAAGCAAACACAAUUUAUUAAAUGCCGAAUUAUAUUAAAAUAGCACAACAAAGCAAAUUUGCAAAACGAUACACACAUACACACAUAUACAUACAUAUGUAAAUGUAUAAAAUAUCAUUGAUGCGUAAACGUAAUCAUACGAACCGUAAAUAGUUUCAACACUUAUCAUGUAUAAACUUGCUAAAACUGGAAAUAUUAUAAUUAAAUGGAAGUUACGAUUUAUUACAAAUAGGCAAAGCAGUAAAAAAUAAUAAUUGCACAAUUCAAACUCAUGUGAAAAGACUUUUAAGUAUAUACUAAAUAUAUAUGUAUAAAAUUAAUAAAAAAAAAAAUUAAAAAAUAAUCCAAUAUAGCUCUAACUAAACUAUAUCUAACGCAUAAACUAUGCCAUAUACAGACAUACAUGUAUAUAUUUUAUAACGCUCUAGUUAAAACUCAAAUAUGUAUAUAAUAUACCAACUAGAUCUACAAAUAUUUUCGCAUUAUUUAUCAACAGCCUUAGUGCUUUAGCAUCAUUCGUCAUUAAGCGAUUGCCUAACUGAUAAUAUUUAAUUAUACAUUAUACGCAACAUUUAUAUGCAUAUUAUUUUUUAAACUGUAAUAUAAUUUAAGUUUAUAAAUUUUCUUUAUUUCUUAAGCAUAAUUAGUCUGUAAUCUUUUGGAGAACAUACUAGUUGUAGAGGUUAGUUGAGAUAUACGCACUGACACAUAUAUUAUAACUUUAAUUAAUCCUUUAAUUAGAUAUUAUUAUAAAUGCUAAUAUUGCAUUUAACUUUGUAAUUUAUAUUAUAUAAAAAUAUAUUUCAUUUACUAAAAAUAUUAAAAUGUUAAUUAUUUUCACUUUAUACCGUUAUGCUUUUCCCGAGAUUCGCUGUCUUUGCUGUGUUUUCUAACUGAUAUCGACCUGUAAAAGUUUCGAAUACUAUUUUAAUUAUUAACAUUUAUAACUGCUAGACAUCAAAGAAUAUAACUGAAACAAACUUUAAUGAAACAAGAUCUGAAAAGCAUAAAAUUAUGAUUUAGUGUGAACUUACUACUCUGCUAUUAUUAUUUGAAAUCAGAUCAGAGAAUAAAUCAUCCUAUAGUUUUUUAUAGCAAAAAUAUAUUUAGAAUUUUUUUUCUAAUUUUUAAGCUUUUUUUGCCAAGGGGCGGCCCGGCCCAUAUAGCCCAGUUAGGCUAUUGCCAAUGGCGAGAGAGUUUUAGGACGGCAUUUUUUAUAUAUUAUAUAUAUAAUAUUCUUUACAUAUUUUAUUUAUUUAUUUAUCAGCAAAUUUUUAUUUUAAAACAAUUGAAUUUUCCAAAUUAAAGGCACACACGUAUUUAACUAAUAAACUUAUUUCUUAUACGAUCAAUUAUUAUCUUUUUAAAUAAUUAAGUUAAACCUUUAGAAUAUGAUUAUUUUUGUUAAAUAAAAUGACUUGAAUCAUUUUUAAAAUUUAUAAAUUUUGUUGCUAAGACAAGCAUUUACCACACUAAAUUGUCUCGGACCGGCCCUGUUUAUUGCAAAGCUAAGUAAAAAUAAAGUUUGAAGCCAUUUAACCAUAAAUAAAAAUUGUAAACACUGCCCAGAGCCAAUAAAAACGCGACAUUUCUUCAGAAUUUUAAUUUACAUACAUACAUAUGUAUGUAUGAAUGUUGCUUUCAAAAUUUAUUUAGUGCAAAUAUCUUUCUGCAGCAGCUUCGUUUGCUAUACAAAUAAUACUUUUUGGGUUUUGAGAAACUGUCAUUCUUGCUUUACGUCACAUAUGUAUGUAUAAUCCGUUUCUACUAUCUUUCGUUAAAAAUUUUUAAUAUGGGCGAAAAAAGAAAGAAGCUAUACGAGAAAUUGAUUUUGAUCGUUCAGUAUGUAUGGCAGAAAAUUAUACCGUUGCCUUUGGCAAUAAUCCAUGACAAAUUUCAAAAAAAGAUAUCCAAGAAUGAUAGAAUAGUAUUCGAAAUAAAAUAAUAUUUUAUCAUUCUUGAUGACAUCUCGUUAAAUAAAAAAUCAACACAGUUUUGAUGUCGACGCCAUUAAAAGCUAUUACAAUGACUACAAUAACCAAAAAAACUAGUUUCUUAGAAAGGCUAUUUUUUCAAUAUAUGAAUUAACAAAUGAACUACCUUUUUUUUUAGAAAUAUUUAUUAGCUACUUGAAUCUGUGAAUUAGACAAUGAACGAUAAUCCCCCCUUCCUCUCCUAAUAUUAUCAAGUGUGAUUGCUGAUGUUAAUAUUUUACUUAACAAAAUGCUUUUCGUUUUGAAAAAAGAUGAUAACUUGUACCACUAUAUUGAUAAAAGAAAAACUUGUUGCAAAAAACUUCACUAUAAAAUAAAACAAUCAACAAAAAAGUUAUAACAGCCUUUUUAUUUAAAUUUAAGUCUUAAAGUAAUAAGUAAAAUGUUUAAAUUGAAUUAUGCGAUAGCUCGUGAAAUAUCCAAUAUUAGUAUAUUUUAAUAACAUGUUUUUAUAACUAUUUUCAUAUAUCCUUAUAGAUCCUAACAAAAAAAAUCAAGUAAACAUCACUAAAAUAAUUAUUAAAUGAUGUGAGACAUAAAAUCGCCAUUGGUACUACAU